AACAACAUUAAAUCCUCGUUCUUCUCUGAACUAAGGAACCUUCACUUUCAGCCCGUGUGCGUUAAUAUUUAUUAAGUGGUUAAUCUACCGAUAGUUUCCGCGGUGCACAAGUUUGUUAGCGAAAGAAUCGAUUGCGUGAAACGGCGUAGCAUCAAACGCCAUCAACCUCAGCGCACUGGCAGCUUCGAUCUGUCAGUAUACAGCAGCGUAGUGGCGACGGCGGUAGCAUCAGUGCAGCAGGCGACUGCGAAGUUCGAGGAACAGGAAAUAACUCGUGCUCCAUCAUCACGGCCUCGGCAUCAAAACAUGUCGAUAAGCGAGUUUCUGAAAGACCUACCCUGCCACAACGAGGAAAACUUCUCAUUGUUCAAUACCGAAAAUGGCGUGAAAACCUCCUCGAAAAGACCCUCGGUCUACAUACCGACGUUGGAUAUUCCUUCCGAGCAAGUGAUAGUCACUGAGAAGAAAAAUAUUCUUCUGCGGUACCUACAGCAUCAGUGGGACAAAAAGAAUCCUUCAAAAAAGCGAGAACUUGAAAACGCCACCAACGACCUGCAUCGCAAACGACCCCGCCUUGACACACGCGACAAUAACAACACGUAGAUAUAGCAAGAAUGAAUUGCGGAAAGAAUCGCAUGUAAUUUGGAGCCACGGGCCGAGUUGCAUGCUCGUAGGAAAUGCGCGGAAACUAUAGCGAUUCAUAAAUCAAACAGAACAACUUGCCGACGCUAUUCAGGAAUAUUUCAAGAGUAUAAGUCCGAAAUGGAUUAUCAGGAGCCUCCAGCGACUGCGUCUGAACUAGAAGAUAGCUGGAUAACAUCAGAUUAUCGUGCGUUUAAAUAUUUUGCCUACAUCAAAUACGUAUAAAUUUAAAACAGUCAACAUCUCAGUCACUAGGAGUAGCUCGUCUCGCAUCAGAGCAUAAAAACCAAGCACAACGGCUAUCCUAUAGAAAACUUUUUCAACUCAACCAUGUUGGAGCUAGCAAACGUAUGAUUUAUCAGAUUCCAUAUGAACUAGUCCCCAAAUCCUUUUGUAAAAGCUUGCCUAGCGUAAAUGAAAACAAUUCAUCCUCUGUUUUUUAG
This is a messenger RNA of Anopheles coustani, 1085 nucleotides long. Its product is annotated as DET1- and DDB1-associated protein 1. Gene Ontology annotation, biological process: positive regulation of proteasomal ubiquitin-dependent protein catabolic process. The record is from RefSeq and is a predicted model, not a curated record. The transcript is spliced from 4 exons. Gene Ontology annotation, cellular component: Cul4-RING E3 ubiquitin ligase complex. NCBI's taxonomy places the organism in Eukaryota, Metazoa, Arthropoda, Insecta, Diptera, Culicidae. The coding region runs from base 307 to 603 and encodes 98 amino acids.